UGCACAACAGCAAAGGUAGGUGGCGAUAUGCACAAAGAAUACAACGCGCCAAAAAACAGAAGAAGAAGAAGAAACAGGCGGAUAUGACGGACAUACUGUGCGCCUGGUAGCCCGCGUCGUGUGGUCGUGUUUGUAGAUAAUACACAUCAGGUUUCAUAUAAACAAUCUUUUUUGAAGGAAGCUAUUUGUGCGUUUGUUAAAGGAUAAAGGAUACUCUGUGGUUGUUGGACAAAUAGUUGAAAAGAUGUCGGAUGAAGACGAAGCUCCAAUUGUGAAAAAGGCCAGGAUCUUCUAUGGAAGCCUUGAAGAAAAGGAGAAGGAGCGUCUCAGCCGUGAGGGAAAAUCUACCUCUGCCAAAGAUGCUGUUAAAGCUGGCAUUGAGGCUGGACAUAUUAAUAUCUCCAGUGGUGAGUCUAUGGAGAUGGAGGACCGUGUGAGUGAGCGACAGUUAGAAGUGCUGGCAGAGUUUGAGCGAAGAAAGAGAGCGAGACAAAUCACGGUCUCUACUGAUGAUGUAGAGGUCAAGGCCUGCCUCCGAGCUCUUGGCGAGCCAAUCAUGCUGUUUGGGGAGGGGCCUGCAGACAGACGAGAGAGAUUGAGGAACAUUCUUUCAGUAGUUGGUCCUGAUGCCUUGAAGAAAUCAAAGAAAGAGGAUGAAAAAUCAAAACGGACUCAAGAUGAGUAUCAGCAGACAUGGUACCAUGAAGGACCUUCAUCUCUAAAAGAGGCACGUAUUUGGUUAGCCAAGUAUUCACUACCCAGAGCAGUGGAAAGGUUAGAUGCUGCAAGGGCACAAAAAGAGAUUCCAGAGUCUACAAGAACAGUUAAACAGCAAGAGCUUCACAAGACCCUACGGAAUGUGAAUAACUUCUGCAGCCAAAUUGGUGAUGACCGUCCAAUAUCUCACUGCCAGUUUAGCCCCAACUCUAAGAUGCUUGUGACUGCUUCAUGGAGUGGCUUGUGUAAAUUGUGGAAAGUUCCAGAUUGUACACUUGUACGCACAUUAAGAGGUCACAAUACCAAUGUGGGAGCGAUUAGCUUUCACCCUCAAGCCACACUCACACUCGAGGAGUCGGAUGUCAAUAUGGCAUCCUGUGCUGUAGAUGGAUCUGUUAAGCUGUGGAGUUUAGACAGUGAUGAGCCUGUAGCAGACAUUGAGGGGCACUCUAUGAGGGUGGCUCGGGUGGCCUGGCAUCCCUCUGGGCGGUUUCUGGGAACAACUUGCUAUGAUAAUUCAUGGCGACUUUGGGAUCUUGAAGCCCAAGAAGAAAUUCUGCAUCAGGAGGGUCAUAGUAAAGGUGUCCAUGACCUGCACUUCCACCCAGAUGGCUCUCUGGCAGGAACUGGUGGUUUGGAUGCAUUUGCUCGUGUCUGGGACCUGCGUACUGGUCGUUGUAUCAUGUUCCUGGAAGGCCACCACAAAGAGAUUUAUAGCAUCAAUUUCUCACCAAACGGCUUUCACGCAGCAACAGGAAGUGGAGAUAACACCUGUAAAGUGUGGGACCUUCGUCAUAGAAGGUGUAUGUACACAAUUCCUGCCCAUGAGAACCUUGUGUCUUCAGUUAAAUUCCAACCUAACGAUGGGCAUUUUUUGCUGACUGGUGCAUAUGACAACACAGCCAAAGUGUGGACCCAUCCUGGCUGGUCACCUCUGAAGACUCUGGCAGGUCAUGAAGGGAAGGUCAUGGGACUUGACCUUUCACCUGACGGACAGCUCAUUGCUACCUGCUCUUAUGACCGAACCUUCAAACUCUGGAUGGCGGAAUGAGAUUGUUUGUCUUGAUGCAUUUUAAUUUUUAAUUUUUGUCCUACUGUUUUGUAUUUUUUAUUAAGUUUAGUUUUAAAGAGCUGGAAAACAACAAAGGAGAUCUUUGAAUUAGAAGCUGAUUGACAGUUUGGUUCAGUUAAAACAGAAAUACAACCAAAUGUUCCCCACAGUUUGAAUUGUUGUAACAAGCAACUCUUUAUUCUAGUGAAUUAUCUAAGAUCUGAAAUCCAUCUGUCCAUUCUUGAAUUGUCUCUCAUGUCCAUGUACCCUAUUCCAUUUUGAUCACUGAGCAGAAUUUGACAUAUUACAGAUCCACUGGGUAUCCAAAUAAAAUGUAUUUUAUUGUCCCAGGCAA
Molecule: messenger RNA, 2123 nt
Organism: Onychostoma macrolepis
Lineage: Eukaryota; Metazoa; Chordata; Actinopteri; Cypriniformes; Cyprinidae
Gene: prpf4
Product: PRP4 pre-mRNA processing factor 4 homolog (yeast)
Exons: 14
Coding region: 245-1768 (507 amino acids)
Biological process (GO): mRNA splicing, via spliceosome
Cellular component (GO): U4/U6 x U5 tri-snRNP complex
Molecular function (GO): U6 snRNA binding; protein binding; U4 snRNA binding
Source: RefSeq, a predicted model, not a curated record